Molecule: messenger RNA, 1527 nt
Organism: Acanthaster planci (crown-of-thorns starfish)
Lineage: Eukaryota; Metazoa; Echinodermata; Asteroidea; Valvatida; Acanthasteridae
Cellular component (GO): Golgi apparatus
Molecular function (GO): glycosyltransferase activity
Source: RefSeq, a predicted model, not a curated record
UUAAUAUAUUACUGCUAUGGGAGUGUUCCCAAGAUGCUCUCUGAUCACCACAUUAAAGAUAAGGAGGCAAAACAGGAACACCUCCAGAUGACUGAUGAGCCAAAACUUGGGAUGACUCCCGCUCUUCCGUCUUCCAAGACGGCUGAUAACAACCGAGGGAAGAUUUCCGGCUGCACCUUGGCCGACAUUAGGAAGAGACCUGGCGUCAUGCUGCUAGUCAACACAAACACUGGCUACAUGGACAUGACACUGAACUUGUUGGAGAGCGUCAAGAGGACUGGAGUCUGCGUGAACACAACCAUCGUUGCCGAGGAGGAGAAGGCGUAUCAGACUAUGCUGAGCCAUGCCCACGGUGACCCGGCUAUAAAAGUGGUCAAAACAGACCAAGGCCUUGGGGAAGCGGACCCCGGAAAGCUCGUGCUUUUCAAUCGUGAACACAUGCGUCUCGUGAACAGACGUCACAGGUAUAUUCUGUCCCUGCUGGAGAAGGGCUAUGAAGUUUUCUUCACUGACGUGGACACCUUUUGGUUUCGGGAUCCGUUCUCGUAUUUCCAGGGAAAAUUUGAUAUGGCCUUUGUGGAUGAGCGCUCCCCUUACCCAACCAGACUACGUCGAAAAUCCUUGCACUGUCCUAGUUUGGGCUAUUUUUGGCCGACAAACAGGACGCUCCAGUUUGUCAGGAAAUGGAUCCAGAUCUUGGUGGAUCCGAAAAACCAGAUAUCUGACCAGGGGGUGCUCAACCGUAUGAUGCACGCCAAUAUACCAGUUCAUGUUGUUGUCAGACAACUUCCCGUCAAGUAUUUCCCGCAUGCCUUGGUGUUUUACAAUCCGGACUGGCGGCAGGAAAACAAAGACCCGAUCAUAAUGUACAACAUGGGCAUCAAAGGACACGACGCGAAAGCUGAGAAAUUUAAAGAAAAUAACAUGUGGCUUAUAAACAACACAAGUGGGACGGGUUAGUGAACAUAUCUCAGUCGAGAAGACUUCGUCUGCAUGGGUAGUUUAAGAAUAAAAGCUAAAGUAACUAAAGAACACCAUGAGUUGUGUAUUACAAAAUGUCCAUUGCUUAUCCGGGCGGCGAUGUGUCUGCGGCUCCUGAGAGUAGGCCUACUGGCUCAUAUGAAGCUAAUGAGUCAGUUGGCCAUUGUGUUUGUUUUGGGGAGGGGGUAUCUAGGUAGGCCUACGUUUGCAUUUAGGUUAUAUAGGUACGUUCGUUUUCUCUUUGAAUCGUUUGGUUUAUUAUUCGAGAUCAUCCAUUGAACAUCAGCGGACUCUUGUGAUGCAGGCUUACGUCUGAAUCCUUUCUUUUACUCUUCAGGUUGGUGUGAUUAACAAGAGCUUUGUUUUUAUUGUCACAGAAAUGGCCUUCCUGAUCCAGUUAUCCAGUUGAUGUUACAAUAAUGUAUCAUUCAGUAUUUUUAGAUAACAAUCUUUUAGAAAAUAACUACUGAUUGAAGUUAAGCCUUCCAAAACGGCUUGGAACGAACAGAUACGUUACCGAAAGUCCACUUCAAGAAAUUCAUAUUU